GCGGACGAAGAGCUGUUGAAUGUGUUGUGAGACUUGUGUAUGUGGUUCAUAUUCUUGUUUUUAUGGUUUAAAGUUAACCCAGAUGCGUCCUCACGCUCGUCGUAUAACAUGGGAAACUGUUCAUGCUGUCGGAGGAGCAAUAAAGUUGGGCCUUCAAGCGAGAGUCACAAGAAAAUUGUUUUAAUUCUUGUUGGACUUGACAAUGCAGGGAAAACUACAGUUGUCAAAAGACUGACAGGAGAACCAGUGAAAACGGUCUUACCUACAGUUGGAUUCUCCUCUGCUUCUCUGAAGUACAAAGGCUAUAAUGUCAAAAUUUACGAUUUGGGAGGAGGUCGGCAAAUAAGAGGGAUAUGGCCAAAAUAUUUCAUGGAUGCUCAUGGAGUGAUAUUUGUUGUUGAUGCAAGUGAUAUUGCAAGACUUGAAGAAUGUAAAUUAGCAUUUGAAGGUCUCCUUUCCCAUGAAAAGUUGACGGGGAAACCUGUUUUACUCUUAGCUAAUAAACAAGACUGUAUUGGUGCUCUGGAUGAACUGGAUAUUGUUGAGCGGCUAAAUGUGGAAAGUGUUGUAAAUGACCAACGUUGCCCCACACUUGUGGAAACCUGUUCAGCAGCUAUGGAAAGGAGUUCUAAACAGAAAACAGACCCAGCCAUACAGAGUGGUUACAGAUGGCUUAUGAACUGUAUAAUAAGUAACUAUCAAAACCUAAAUGCUCGUGUUGAGAGAGAUGUCACAGAGCAAAAAAUGCUAGAUGAUGAAGCAAAGAAAGAAAGGCUGGAAAGAGUACAGAAACUAAGACAAGAAAGAGGAGAAAUAGCAAAUGAGAAUGGAGGACUUGAUGUAAAUCAUCAGGAGCAUCAGUCCAGUGAUGGUGAUGUGGCCACAGAAAAUCCAUUCCGUCCAAUCUCUCAAGUUGUGGCCAUCGAUGCAGAGGAUGCAGCAAAGAAAGAUACUCUAGAGUUGGUUCAUGACACAGGAUAUCCUAAUGUGCUGUCUGAGACUGGCAACUCAAAAAGAUUUGUAAAACGAGUUAGCAAUGGUAGCAUUAGUUUUGCAGAAGAUAACUCACUGUUUAGCAAAAUACGCACUUCUUUAGAUACCACAGUCCACAAGGCAGUUAAAGCAACAGCCUCGGCUUCGGAAACUGUUGGAGAUCAGCAAAACAGUGAGAGACGUGGGAGUGCAAAGGCAUCUCCCAGCACAACUCUGGGUCCAGUGACUGCUUCAGGUGGAGAUAAAAUAGUCCAGUUACCACCGCUCCGUUUGCCUGGCCGGCACGCAACAGAGCCAUGGGCAAAGCCACCUAUGCUGCGUCCUCCUAGCAGAGAUUCUGCAUGGGAUCUGGAUAAAUCCUUGGAAGUUGUCCCAGCACCAGAAGGAACUGCUGCUCAGAAGGAAGAAAAGAGUUAGCUGAAGAAACAUGAAUGAAGUAUAUCAUUCAAAAAGAAAAAUAUGGCCUAGCCAUGAGUUGAGAGACACAUGUUCAUACUUAUUUUUACACAUAUUUAUAAGCAGUGACUCUAGUCAUAAUAUUUAGGAGUUUUUGGAGUGAAGUUCUUUUAAAAAAUGUUUACUCUCGUGAAAAUUUUAACAAACAUUUGCAUCUAUUUUUGUACUGCACAAAAGUUUCUGUAAGCAAGUAAGGGAAGUUUAAUACUCAUAAUAUUUUCAGAACAUUGGACACUGUUGUUGUAAAUUUCACAGGCCUUACAGGUUACAAGGUUGAACAAAGCUCUAAAUAAUAUUUGCUUUCAUGGUUUUUAAGUUGGAUCGUGUUUCAAAAAAGGCAUGAAGAUUCACCCGUGAAUUUCAUUUCCUACCAUGUAAUGUAGUAAAAACUAACUUCAGAUUUUCAUGCACUCCAAGGGAUAAGACAUAUAACUGAUUCUUUAUGUGAAACAUGUUCACAAUUCUUAACUGAAUGUCUUUUGUAAGAUGUUUAAUGCAUUUCAUUGUAAUUUGAAAAAUUUGUUACAGUUUUUGGAGAACAUUUGUUACCCAUGUUCAGUAUAGUGUUAAAAAAUGGUUUCUGUCCAUUGAAACAGGUUAUUAAAACAAGUUAUUAUUUUACAUUUGAAAAGCGUUGGUGGGCAAAAAAACUCAAUACAUGAAGUAAACACUGAAUCUGAAAUGUAUGGAACAGGUGGAAAAUGAAGGAAGAAAGUUUCUUUAUUGCAUUUUGGGGAAGGAUAAUAAGUUACAUAGUUAACUAGUGAGAGAUACCAAUGGAAGGGAGACAGAAUUAAAAGAGCAAUGUAUAAUUAGACACCAAAAAUCUGUUACUAAAAGUUUCUUGUAACUGUAAUGUAAGACACCUGUCCAGUCAAUAGACUUCAUAUUUACUACAAUCUGCUGCUGUGCCUGUGUGUCCAACUAUUUUGCCUGUACAGAAACCUAUCAUCAUACUUGGUGUAACCAUGUAUUUUCUUGUCAUUUUUUUCUUUUCAUUUCAUGUACCUGUUGUGUCAUUGGCAGUUCACAGAUCUGAUAAUGACCUUCAUGCAUCAUGUUACUUACUCGUUAUUUAUAACUAACUAAGUCUGCAACUGGUGUUAGGUGAUCACAACAUACAUUCCAAAAAAGUUGUCAAGGCUUCUCACAUCAAACAGUUCCAAAUGUUACCACCAUUAAAAUUAGAGAAUUCUCAAGCACAUUACAUGUGUAUUUGGCAAAGAUAUCUAUACAUUCCUUGUGAAUAAACAGUGGAAAGAAACUAUUUAUUGCGCCAUCUUCUCAGAUUAACAACAAUAUAUCAAAUGCAAUGUAAUUUCCUUUAUGUAUGGUGGUUUAAUCCCAGGGGUUUACUGGAUCAUAAUCUUUUAUAACUGGACCAUUUUGUUGCCCCUGCCUCUUUACAUUAAUUGGUACACCACACUGGUUGCGUAGUACCAUCACCUUUCUUAAAUCUAGAAAUAAAAAUUCUUCAUCCUUGGGAGUCUUUCCUGUUAACAAUUCAGGAGAUUGAUUCUUUAUAACAUUUUGCACCAUUUAAGUUAUUAACUGGAGUACAGUGUUGAAUUUGGUCAUUCACCUCUUUAUUGUUGUUAUAUAAGAUUUCAUGUGUACCAUGCCAAUUUUAUGUUUACAUCAUCUGAAACUAUGCCUUUCAACAAUUCAUACACACCCCCUCACCC
Molecule: messenger RNA, 3134 nt
Organism: Schistocerca piceifrons (Central American locust)
Lineage: Eukaryota; Metazoa; Arthropoda; Insecta; Orthoptera; Acrididae
Product: ADP-ribosylation factor-like protein 13B
Exons: 9
Coding region: 40-1410 (456 amino acids)
Biological process (GO): receptor localization to non-motile cilium; non-motile cilium assembly
Cellular component (GO): non-motile cilium; ciliary membrane
Molecular function (GO): GTP binding; GTPase activity
Source: RefSeq, a predicted model, not a curated record